AUGGGCGUCGGUCAGUCGCGCGAAGAUGCUGGGCAUGCUUCUCCAGAGCAAUUGAGCCUAAUACUGGCGGAACGUUUUGCGACAAAGUGCUUCACGCCCUUAGAGCUCACCCACUUCAAAGACAACUUCUUUACCCGUGCAACAGACCAGGAUGGUCUCAAGUACUGGAACGAGAAAACGCUCUCUGACUUCCUGGGAAUCCCAGACCAAAGUGAUGCCCAUUGUCCUCUGGAUGCCGGGCCAGUUAUAUUCCGCAUGGUUUCAUAUCUUGGGGCUUUUCCUUUCCAGAACUCACUAGCCCCUAGUGUUCUGACGUUUGAGGCUAUGGUGAAAGUGACCGUGUUGCUGACGGAGCGAUACGGGAAGGUCCUUCGCCGAGGACAAAAGAACAGACUUAGGUUACUUUUUGGUAGCCUUGCCGACGUUGGGAGAAAAGAAGUUGAGAAACCACCCGAGAGCGGGGAUGAGGACAAGGUGGAAGAUGCGCCCAGCUCACAUGCUCCUGGGUUUGAUAUUGAUGCGCCGGCCAAUGAUAAUUAUGACGAGGAUGAGGAUGAUGACCUCGCGCUUGCUGCACUGGAAUCGUUGGAUGCCAUCGAAGUUUUCAAGCACGACUCACGCAUAGAUAGGAGAGUCUAUGAGGCUCGCAUCUCUGUGAGCACGUUUCGUCGCCUUCUGAUGCUCCUGCUAGUUGUCGCGCCAUUGAAGCCUCUCGAGGAUGUCAACAUUUAUAUGGCCGAUCUUACUGAGGAACGAAUGAAAGCUGUGCGAGAAGAAGCGGAUAGCAUUCUGGCGGCCUUUGAUCAAGGGUCGUCUGGAGGGAUCAGUUACAAAACAUUCGCAGACACGAUCGCCGCCUCCUUUCCCUACAUCUUCGACCCAUUGACGCCAUUGUUUGAACACCUUCUUUUCAGUAAGAAUCUAGACUUUGCUAGGAACCGCGGAGAUGAUACCGCUGGAACAGAUUCAGCUUCGUCAGAUUCGGAUCCCGUGAAAGCUUCACCUCUAUCACGCAUUACGCUUCCAGGAAGCUUCGAAUCAGCGAUUUUGAGCUCCAGCAUGGUGUCCCACCUUUCAUUCUUCCUUCCUUCAACAUCAGUCGACAAAAACCUUCUUCACGGAAACGUCCGCCUUCACCCCGUCUUCUCAACCGCAGCGCACGGUUCCUCGCUGACUUCAUUCUCCCACAACGUCCUCACUUGGCAAUCAGGAACACUCCUACUGCUCGACGGAUUAGACACCGAUACAGGCGACUCUUUCAAGAUAGGCGCGUACCUACCUCAGCCCUGGAAAUCACCUACGUCAAGUUACGGCACUUCCAAAUUUUCCACUUCUGUCCUCCACUCUCUCUUCCAACUAUCCCCUCAACACGUCCUCCUACCAGGAAACCCAUCCCCAUCCAUUCUUGAUGCACAAAAUACCCCCAUUGCCUACUUCUCAACCUACCACGGCAUCUCCAUCGGCUGCCAAAUCCCUCCUUCCUCUAGAACCCAAAAGCUUCCACCCACUCCCCAUGGCGCGGGAAGUCUCACAAUCGAUACGAGCCUCGAAUUCGCAGACUUCCACGUUUCGUCCUUUGGGACUAACGGUGUCUUCCUACCCCCGUACACACUGUCAUCAACAUCUUCCUCCUCCACGUCUGCAUCCAAGACACGUAUCGACAUUUAUAACCUAGAAAUAUGGGGUUUAGUUCCUGAGCCGGAUAAUUCAUCAUCCCACGGACAAGGAAAGAAGAGCGCCGUUGAACUACAACAAGCGAAAUGGGAUUUCGAGACUAGGGAGGCGGAGCGGAGACGUCAUGUCAACUUGAAUGCUUCAGGUGGGGAUUCGGGUGUUGAGCAGGCGAGAUGGUUGUUGGAGACUGCGGGAAUAAUUGGGAAUGAUAGUGGUGCUGGGAGGACUGGGGGAAGUACUUGA
Aspergillus puulaauensis is the source of this 1917-nucleotide messenger RNA. RefSeq names its product TLD domain-containing protein (gene RTC5). The record is from RefSeq and is a predicted model, not a curated record. The coding region runs from base 1 to 1917 and encodes 638 amino acids. The transcript is spliced from 2 exons. NCBI's taxonomy places the organism in Eukaryota, Fungi, Ascomycota, Eurotiomycetes, Eurotiales, Aspergillaceae.